Mollisia scopiformis is the source of this 1136-nucleotide messenger RNA. Its product is annotated as ribosomal protein L28e. The record is from RefSeq and is a predicted model, not a curated record. Bases 393 to 872 code for a protein of 159 amino acids. Gene Ontology annotation, biological process: translation. The transcript is spliced from 5 exons. NCBI's taxonomy places the organism in Eukaryota, Fungi, Ascomycota, Leotiomycetes, Helotiales, Mollisiaceae. Gene Ontology annotation, cellular component: ribosome; cytosolic large ribosomal subunit. Gene Ontology annotation, molecular function: structural constituent of ribosome.
GACGAGGAGGCCGAAGACGGUGCUAUAGAGGAGGUAGCCCAUCUUUCAAAAGGUUUUUAUGAUGAGGAGAUCAGAGACUUUAUGGCAGAGCUCAGGAUGCUCCUGAUAUUAAGACUUGGCGCAUGAAACCAAUGUGACGAUGGAGGAGGGAUGUCAGAUCAUGUUAUAUUCAUGCAGCCUGGCCAAAUUCGGUACAGUGGUCAAUGCGAAUGAAGGCGAAGCACAAGGCUCGUCGUCAGCCGACUGAAUCUAGCCUAGCGCAGCUUUAUGAGCCUAGUGUUACAGCCCUCUGCUGAUUGGCUGGUCGGCACACAGAAAGCGAUUGAAUGAUUUUGACUAUUGAGAUCGCGAAAAGUUGAAGACGACUUGUCAAGACAAACAACUCUGCGAAAAUGUCACACCACUCGAGCCAAGUGUCUGCGGACCUGAUCUGGGAGAUUGUCCGUCCUUCCAAUGCCUUCCUCGUGAAGCGCGCUUCUAGCGGAGGUGUUCAAUUCUCUCGCGAUCCUUUCAACCUGACCAACCUCCACUCUCGCAAGUAUGCUGGUUUCGUCAACGACAAGGCUGUUGGAGUUAUCCCAGCUGAGGGUGACAAGGGAGGAGUUACGUUGAUCACGAAGAAGGUCAAGCACCCACAAAGACCUGUCAGCCACGUCCACAAGACUACCUUCGGCGGAAACAAGACCACCAGAAAGACAUACAAGGGAAUCGUCUCCAGCACUGCCAAGUCAGGAUACCGAGCUGAUCUCCGAUCUGAGGCUGUUGCCCGUUCAUCUGCUAUCCGACAAUCUCAACGAACGAAGAAGGAUGUCCCGGAGAAGAAGUUGCGUGGAUCAAAGGCAAAGAAGGCAGCUGCUGAGAAGGACGAGUAAAUUGGUGGGUGGAGGGGAUACGGUCUUGCUAGUCACUCAUGAAUAGAGCACAAUUUCAGGAGUUAUCUUGCGGCUACUGGUCUAUGAACUGUUCAUGGCAUGUGGCUUUGGUGAAGUGGUUCUGAGCAUUCUUCUGCCUUGAUAGGGAAUUCAUGGAUGGGUCCAUGUUCUACCUCAAGGAGUAGUCGGCUAUAGCAGAAUCAAGUGCCUUCCAAAAAUCCACAUGAUUUCUCCUAAAAGUAUACCCAGAACCUCAAACUAUUG